Messenger RNA from Schistocerca piceifrons (Central American locust), 1575 nucleotides. RefSeq names its product probable cytochrome P450 304a1. The coding region runs from base 1 to 1575 and encodes 524 amino acids. The transcript is spliced from 10 exons. The record is from RefSeq and is a predicted model, not a curated record. Gene Ontology annotation, molecular function: heme binding; oxidoreductase activity, acting on paired donors, with incorporation or reduction of molecular oxygen; iron ion binding. Lineage: Eukaryota; Metazoa; Arthropoda; Insecta; Orthoptera; Acrididae.
AUGUCACCUCUCGCCCUCCUGCUGUUUGGGGUGAUCGUCGUGCUGCUGCUGAUUCUGCUAGUGAGGACCGCGUACUCCAGGCCCGACAACUUCCCUCCAGGCCCCCCUAGACUACCAAUAUGGGGAAGCUACAUUCAGUUGCUAGUGGGCCCAGAGCUGAUGGAGCAGCGUCGCUUCACGCUGAGGUACCUGCGGGACUUUGGCUUCGGACGUCGUUCCUACCACCUGGAGUCCGAGACCGAGGCUGAGAUGGCAGAGUUGGUGGAGCUCAUCCGGGGAGAACGGCAGGAUGAGGUUGUGGUGCAGCCAUCAUCAGGAGGAGACUGCAGCCGGCGCGUGCUGCUACCGGAUGUCCUUUUCCCUGGCUUCAUCAACGGCUUCAUGCCGGUGGUGGCGGGCAGCCGGCUGCCGCGGACAGCAGACGGGGUGUGCCGCUACCUGGGGCACGCAGGCCUGCAGACGGCCAGGGCUGGAGACGCCACAGGCGGUUUCCUCACGCUGCACUCCGCACUGGGCUCCAUCGCCCCCAAGAUGUCCGGCUACCACGACACGGUCGAGUCCGCCGAGAAGAUCCUGACCUACUUCCAUCAAGUGAUCAAGGAACACGAGAAGACAUACUCUGAUGAUCACAUGAGGGACUUCAUUGACAGAUAUCUGAGAGAUAUAAAGGAGAAAAAGAAGACGGGAACUGAUACAGUAUAUUCCACUGACCAGCUGGGGGUCAUUCUGUUCGACACCUUCUUGCCAGCUUCCAUGGUGCAGUCAACAGUGCUCUCCUGGGCCCUGCUGUACGUGGCCCGACACCCAGAGGCACAAAGGCGAGCACAACUAGAGCUGGACUCAGUCGUGGGAAACUCCAGGCUUCCAAACCUUAACGACCGUCUCCACUUACCGUACACAGAGGCCAUCCUGCGAGAGACGAUGAGGAUGCAGACGCUGUUGCCAAUCGGGAUCCCCCAUGCAGCUACAGAGAACACAACCCUACAGGGAUACUCCAUACCAAAGGGAACUGUGGUGGUAGCCAACUUAUGGAGCAUGCACAUGGACAAGAGUGUGUGGGGAGACCCUGAGAACUUCAGACCAGAGAGAUUCCUCAACAGCGACGGCACUCUGUGCACCAAGGACCUCACGCUAUCCUUUAGCAUUGCCGGCAAGUGUUUAUAUGUGUUCCCAUGCAAGCGGGUAUGCCCUGGGGAGACGUUCGCCCGGCAGAACAUGUUCCUCAUGCUGGCGACGCUUCUGCAGAACUUCUCAGUCCGGGCAGACGGCCUGCCGCCUCUCCACUGCAACAACCCGGGGGCCAUCGAGACGCCGCCUGCCUUCUGGGCCCAGUUUGAGCCCCGUAGAUGCGAGGGCCGCUGGAACCAGCGAGGGCUGCUGGAACCAGCAAGGGCCGCUGGAACUGGCGAGGGCUGCUGGUAUGGCUGGAACCGGCUGGCGCCGCUGGAAACCAGCUGGCAUGCCUGGAACUGGCUGGGAUGCUGGCACUACCAGAGCUCGAAACUGGACUUGGCACAGGCUGCUGCACCUGCAACAAAUCCUAACACUUCAAUGAUUGUAGUCAACAAUCCUUGA